Messenger RNA from Podospora bellae-mahoneyi, 201 nucleotides. RefSeq lists its product as uncharacterized. NCBI's taxonomy places the organism in Eukaryota, Fungi, Ascomycota, Sordariomycetes, Sordariales, Podosporaceae. The transcript has a single exon. The record is from RefSeq and is a predicted model, not a curated record. Bases 1 to 201 code for a protein of 66 amino acids.
AUGAGAGAGCCUGAAAUAAGUGAAGCUAAUGAGUUUCAAGGGGAUUGGGAUUUUGGACCCCUUUCUUAUCCUGAAAUUUUCGACUGCAGGCAUCCCAGCGUCUUUUCACAGGAGCUCCCCGAUGACGGAAGACCCUUGACCCACUCAACUCCUGAGGGCCCAAGCUCCUCUGACCGGAAGGAGAAGGGGGUUACAUUCUGA